Molecule: messenger RNA, 2199 nt
Organism: Drosophila montana
Lineage: Eukaryota; Metazoa; Arthropoda; Insecta; Diptera; Drosophilidae
Product: glycerophosphodiester phosphodiesterase 1
Exons: 5
Coding region: 339-1352 (337 amino acids)
Biological process (GO): N-acylethanolamine metabolic process; phospholipid metabolic process; ethanolamine metabolic process
Cellular component (GO): plasma membrane
Molecular function (GO): glycerophosphodiester phosphodiesterase activity
Source: RefSeq, a predicted model, not a curated record
AUUUACGCACACAUCGUUUGGGCUGCGUUUGUGCUUGAUUGAGACGGUUUUAUUUAGAAAUAAUUUAUAAAUUUAUUUGCGAUUUAAAGUGCACUUGAACGAAACGAAUUGUGCAGACAAGCAAAACACAAGCGCACAAUACAACAAAAGAAACUGUCGGCACAAAGGCAAAGCAGCUGAGUGGGAGUGGCAACGGGCGUUAGUUGGCGGCGCGCAUUUCUUAUUGGGGUAAAUGCAAAUAAACCAACUAACAAAAUAGAUGUUUAUAAAUAAACCCAAAACAACAACAACAACAAUUUGUGUGUGUGUUUGUGGAUUUAGCAGCAGUCUUGUGGUGAAUGUGGUGGCGCUGGUGCUGGCUGUGCCUGAAAAUGAUCUAUAAGCUAUUCUGCUGUUCGGUCAGCCUCAUAUUCUUCUGCUUCAACGUACUUUGGUUCUUCUGCAAUUUGGCCAUACCAUGGUGCACACUGACCCUGCUCAUCAUUUGUGUGGCUUCCAAAUUCGUGAAGCUACAGCGCAGCCCGAACGAGAAGCGUUUGCUAAGUCUGCUCAAUACGCCGGACGACUGGCCCAAUUAUUGGCCAAUUGCGAAUCGUGGCGCCGGCUACGAUGCGCCCGAGAACUCGCAGGCAGCUGUGAAAAAGUGCCUUGCACGUGGCUACCGAAAUGUCCUGCUGGAUGCCAGCAUAACGGCAUGCAGUGAAAUUGUUAUUGCCAAUCGACUGAUUGUGGAGCGUGCCGGGCUAACGGGCAGCCUGUCGCACCACACGCUCCAUGAACUGCAGCAGCUUAGCAUCACGGAGCAGCAUCCCAUGGGCUCCCAAUACGACAGGGAAUCCGUGGCGACGAUUAAGCAACUGGCGGAAUUUCUGGACGAGCAGAAUAUAUCGCUCACAUUGUUUUUGCAUCUGCAGGACACCAGCGCGAUCAUGAUUGAUCAGCUGCAGAAAUUUAUGGCUGCGAAUGAGACAUUUACGGAGCGCACCAUUGUCGUCAGUCGCUCGCCGUUGGCCAUUUAUCAGCUGCGCAAAUUGAGGCCCGAAAUCAUUUGCGGUCUGUGGCAUGAGAGUUAUUUAUCACUGUCGAUACUCAAAUCAUCAACGCUUAUUACCUCUAUUUAUGGCGCAAUUUUGCGUAAUAUAAUUGCACCUGUAAUUGGUAUAAGUGUUGUUUUUCUCAACAAGGAGGAGUUCAAUUUGCACAUUGGCGAUCUCUGGCGCAAUGUGGGCGUGCGUCCAAUUGUUUACAUGGUUAAUUCGCCCAACGAGAAACGCUAUUUUCAGAAAACAAUGAAAACGCAAUACCUCACGGACUCAUUGCGCUCCGAGCCGCAUCUCUUGAUGAAAGCCUAAAAAGCGAACAAACAUUAUUUCAAGAUAAAAGCAAAACACACGCGCGCGCACGCACACACACACACACACACACUAACACACAAAUCAUUUGCAUUUACAUUUAUAUGUAUAGAUUCUGAGCACAGUUUGCUUUUAAAGUUGUUUAAUUUCAUUUGUUGUGUGCCUAAAGUGAGUUCUUGAAUACUUAAAAGCUUUUGAAAGUAUUACCCAGUAAAAUUGAAGCUACUUUUAUACACAAGAUACGUAUUUAUGUUUUAUGCUAAGUUGAUUAUGCUUUAUUUUAUGUAGACGCUAUUUAUGAGGCGCAGGUGCUGCAAUUUAUAUUUGCUACACAAUUCCCACACGUCCAAUUAUUUUUAUUGAAUAAUUACAUUAUUUAUUUAUCGCUAUUUCUUGUUAUAUAUGUUUUUGAUAUUUCUUUUAUAGUAUAUAGAAUUUCAUAUGCUUUCAUAAAACUAACAAAAGAAAACUCUGCCACAUUAUGUUCUCAAGCCUUGUGUAUUAAAUAUACAUACAUACAUAAAUAUAUAUAAAUAACUUUUAUAGGCAGCUUUUAUAUGCGAACGUUUACUCUAAUAUACGCAACAUUUUGUAGUCCCUUGUUAUUUAGAGCCCACAGCCCAAAUAUAAAUAUAUAUAUAUAUUUAUACACAACUAAGCUUGUAUAGAAAGACACAAUCCGAACUACUUAAACAAUAAAUAUUCUUAUGUAUUUGGAUGAGCACAAGCUAGAACGAAUUAGUUAUACGAUUAUACCAAAAAGCAAAAACCAUUUUAUAACGAUACGGCGGAUUUGUGUGAAGAAUAAUUAUAAAAAUGCAAUAAACGAAAGUAAAGUUAAUCGUAA